UCAGAUUUAGCAGAGGACUUAGUGACUGGUCUCAGUUGCAUCUGGCCCAGAUUUAUUUGUUUAUUUUGAUCAUAUUAUCAUGGCCAGGCGCGUGAGGCGAACCAAGAACCAGCUGCCUGAGAGCUACUAUGAGGGUUACCUGGAGAAGAGGUCGUUCAGAGAUAAGACCUCUCAAAAACUGUGGACCAGCCUUUGUGGGAAAACAAUGUUCUUCUUCAACGAUAAAAGAGACGCUGAUUACGUUGAGAAGCUGGACCUCGGGGAGUUUGUCUCAGUAACAGAUGACAGCAGUCCAGACCGAAACCUGGACACGGCCAAGUUCAAUCUCCAGAUGAAGGACGAAAAUCUGAAACUUUCUGCGCCUAAUGCAGAAAUCCGUGAGCUGUGGAAGGGCUACAUCCAUGCUGUGGCUGAGCUGUUGGUCCCAUCGUCCCUCAACCUGCUUCCAGGUCAGAUUCACAUGCUGAAAGAGGUGGUGGAAAAGGAAAAAGACAAGAUCAAGAGCAGUGUGUUACGCACUGUCCCUGAAAGCAGCCUGCUCGCCAACCCCAAGGCAGACGGGCCCGGGUGUUUCCACCUGGUGUCCCGAGUGGAGGCAGAGCUGCUGCUUGAGAGAGAAGCCGAAAGGGGAAACUUUCUGCUGAGGCCUGGACGAGACGGGGCGUCCUACGCUGUCACCACGAGGCAGGACCUUGAUGGAGCUAUAUUCAAACACUACCGUGUGAGUCGUAAUCAUGAGGGGGGCUUCGUCAUCGACGUGGAAAAUCCUGUCCCCUGCGCCACGCUGCAUCAGGUGGUCACCUUCAUGGUGGAGAGCACCAAGGGAAGCCUGGUCCCCCUCAACAUGGAGGAGCCGUACGAGAAGAGCAUCAGUGAGUGCAGCCGCCCUCAUGUCGUCUUCCCGUGUUCCCCAAAUACGCACACGACUAACGGAGGCUCCCCGACUUUGGCAGCUUUUAUUUCGUCCGACUGUGAAAGCGGAGAGAGGACUCGCCACGCUCUGCCCGACUCGAACCCGCCAGCUGUGCCUCCCAAGCCAGUUUCUCCAAAAAUAGUGACUUCUGAACCAGACGUGGAGGAAAAUCGGUGGUGCUUCGAUAGACAGAAGACAAAAGAAAACGAGAUGGACGACUUCUCUGCUGCUCCAAGGCCGAAACCGGCACCGAGGGAAACUGUGAAAGCACAGAUGCCCCCGGUCCCCGCUCCUCGCACAACAGCCCCUGCAAACACGCAUUCCAGGACUGUAACCAUGAAAGAAAACCAAAUUCCCAGGUCGGCGAUAUCGGAGUUGAAGCUCAGAUUUGCGCAGAGGGCGUCCAGUCAGGAAUGAGUUUCCCCCCCCCCCUCCGUAAAGCGCUCAGACUGGACCAGAAACACCCCUGCAGGCUGGACUCAGCGUGGGGAGCUGUUUCCCCUCCAUCAGCCGUCUACGGCCGAGCCUCUUUGAAGAUCAACGUCUUAUUGAUUUGACUCUCUUGGACAUCCAUUACUUAAUGGACGGACUGUGAAGGUGGAUGCCCAAGUCCCAUUAUCCCCACGUUACUCUUGUAGUUUUGCACCUUUUCCAUUUACUGUGGUCAGAUGUCCAUUAUCAGUGUUGUUUUUCACUCUUAUCUCCAGAUUCAGCCACUCAAAUGAAUCAUUUCACGUAGCUGUGACGAUGUUUGUGCCGCCUUACAGGCGUAUUGUUUAAAUUUCAUUGUUUAACUGCCUCAGCAACAGAACAAAUCCCAGUUGGACUUUAGCUGUUUGACCUCCUGUUCUGAAUAUGUACUGUAGCUAGCUUUUAAGUGAAGGUGAUGUCCUGCUUCAGGUGUGACCGGGCAGAGUUCAGUAUGUGCCAUGCAACAAUUAAACAAAAAAA
Molecule: messenger RNA, 1864 nt
Organism: Menidia menidia (Atlantic silverside)
Lineage: Eukaryota; Metazoa; Chordata; Actinopteri; Atheriniformes; Atherinopsidae
Source: the annotation of a GenBank genome assembly